Didymodactylos carnosus is the source of this 729-nucleotide messenger RNA. The record is from the annotation of a GenBank genome assembly. Lineage: Eukaryota; Metazoa; Rotifera; Eurotatoria; Philodinida; Philodinidae.
AUGAAAAGGAUUUUUAUUGAUCUGAAUGAUAAUGACGCAUUAUACGUAGCAGAUUAUGAGAACGAACGUGUGUUAAAAUUUGAACAGGGACAAACAAAUGGAGAAGAAGAGGGUGAUUUAUUUCGACCCUCUGCGUUGUUUGUUGAUAGUAACCGGUCAUUGGGCGGUCGAUCUCAGUUGAAUGGACCGAUGGCUGUUGUUGUUGACCAUAAUGAGAAUAUUUAUAUUACGGAUCGUGGUAGCCAUCGUAUAGUUAAAUGGAUGGUAGCAGAAAAUGAUGGCGACUGUAUUAUCGGAUGUACAGGAGAUAGUGGCACUGCUGCUGAUCAGCUAAAUGAACCAACAGAUCUAAAAUUUGAUAGUUUUGCUAUUCGAUUUGUGCAAAUGCAAGACGAUGAUGAUACAACUACUGUACUACCAACCACGACAACAGACGAUGUAAGCACUACGUUACUUACCCGACUAACAAGCCCAUCUGAUGUUGGUAAUGGUACUGCUCGUAACGGCACCGCUUAUUUUAUCGAUUUGAAUUCAUCUAAUAAACAACGUGUCAUCAUUACACUGGCUGUAUUAUGUGUAGCAUUAGCUGUUCUGCUUGGAUUUCUUGUAUCCAUUGUUGUUUGUCAAUGGCUUCAACGCGGCCAGAUUGUUCAAACGAAUGGUGAUUUAGGUCCACGAUAUACUUAUCCAACAAAUGAUCAAAACUAUAGACAGACUGCGAAACUGUAG